Messenger RNA from Suricata suricatta (meerkat), 4372 nucleotides. Its product is annotated as adhesion G protein-coupled receptor E2-like. Gene Ontology annotation, cellular component: membrane. The transcript is spliced from 20 exons. NCBI's taxonomy places the organism in Eukaryota, Metazoa, Chordata, Mammalia, Carnivora, Herpestidae. Gene Ontology annotation, biological process: cell surface receptor signaling pathway; adenylate cyclase-activating G protein-coupled receptor signaling pathway. The record is from RefSeq and is a predicted model, not a curated record. Gene Ontology annotation, molecular function: calcium ion binding; G protein-coupled receptor activity. Bases 674 to 3019 code for a protein of 781 amino acids.
CCUGAUGCUGCUGCUGCUGCUGCUGCUGUUGACAUUGGGAGUUGCCGCCCAGAACACUAGAGGCAGCCAUCCCUCCACUACCCUCCCCUGCUCUACUGAUGGACUUCUAGCUGGCAGCUGGUGGCUUCAUCCCUUCCUUGAGCCUUCUGACUGUGGUCCCCAUUGCUAGAGCCCCCACGCCUAUGCUCACUGGUGCCCUCGGAACUCUCCACGUGUCAAUGCCUCCAUGUGUCACUGCUCUCCAUGAUUCAGUUCUUCAUCUGGGGAGACCUUCAGCAGCCUCUUGCAGAGUUGUGAUGCUACAGGGCUUGGGAUGGUAGAGGGGCACGGAAAUGUCGGGGGAGAUGGUGAGGUGUCCAGAGACCUUGGCCCUGAAAGGAACACUAAGCCCUUCAUCAAGGAAAAGAGGGAGGUGACAGGGCAGGGAAAGUACGGGGGAAGUGGACCACAGGUUUUCAUGCUUAGUAGGUAGAGUGUUGAGAGUUUACACAAUGGAGCUGGGAUACCCGGCUUCCAAAUCCAGCUCGCUGCUGACUACAUCUGACACGUAGGAAAUUAUUUCUCCUCUCUAUGCCUCAGUUUGCUUGCCUGUAAAUUGGGGAUCAUCAGUGUAUCUACCCGACAUGGACGGAAUGAGAUUUAAAAUUUAGCUGUGUGAAAAACAGACCUCAACAUGUGUGAACGACCCCAGAGAACAUCCUGUGCACCAUAUGUUGACUGCCAGGGCAUGGACGGGAGAUAUUGCGUGUGUGGUCCAGGGCAGGAGCCUAUUCCUGAGAUGACAUUCCGGAAUGAGAGUGAAAGAAUGUGUCAAGGGCUCUUGGUGCUGCUGCUGUUGACCCUGGGGCCUGUACAGAAACUGAGUGCUUCUGUCCCUGCAAACUGUGCUCCGUGGUGCCCUCCAAAGUCCUCGUGUGUCAACGCCACCGCCUGUCGCUGCUCUCCGGGGUUCACUUCUUCAUCUGGGGAGAUCUUCACCAACCACUUGGAGAGUUGUGAUGACAUCAAUGAGUGUAGCGCACCCUUGAGCGUGUCCUGUGGAGAAUCCGCAGACUGCCAUAACACAGAGGGGAGCUACUACUGCAUGUGCAGCCCAGGAUACAAGCUUGCUUCUGGGGCAAGAACAUUCAAGAGUAAAAGUGAGAACACGUGUCAAGAUGACGAGUCUAAGCAGAAUUACACAGUUCCACCCCUAUACACACAUAGAAAAUUACAUGAUCAGAAGAGACUCCCGUCUAGACAAGAUAACAACAGAAGAUAUCAUGGAGGGCCAGCAGGCAACUUUUUCAAUGGCUGGGCCCCACCCCGUGGAAUCAAGAGCCAGAGACUCUCCCACUUCUUUGAAAGAGUCGAAGAUCUGGCCAGAAAUUUCGUACCAGACUUCGUCCAGGACACCAUCCAGGGCCUCGUACAGGGGGUAGAUGAGCUGCUGCAGACCCCGGAAGACCUGGAGGACCUGCCGCGCUCAGACCAACGCUGUGUGGCCACGAACCUGCUCGUUGGCCUGGAGGAUGCCCUGAGAAACAUGAGCCAGGCCCUGCCCAAUGGAACAUUGACCUUCAAUGCAUCUGCAGGCACAGACCUGUCCCUGAAGGUGCCAGAACAAGGAGACACAAAUGUCAUCUUGAGUCAGAACCAGGCAAAGAUGCUGCUAAAGUUGGAUGAGGUGCACAAAUCUAACGACUCAGGUCCUUCUGUGGUGGGCCUCAUCUCCACUCCAGGGAUGGGCAAGUUACUGGCUGAGGCGCCCCUGGGCCCGGAGCGUAAGCAGCAGGAAGCUGUGCAUGAGCACAAGGACUUGCUGGGAGAGGUCUCCCCUGUCCUGCUCUCAGAUGUUAUCUCUGCCUUCAUAAGCAACAAGGACACCCAGAGCCUCAGCUCCCCCGUCACCUUCAUCCUCUCCCACCAGCCGCUGACCCCUGGGACCACGCAGAAGGUGCUCUGUGUCUUCUGGGAGCACAGUCAGGAUGGAUGCGGCCAUUGGUCCACCACAGGCUGCAGGACGGUGGCCACUGGAGACACCAGCACCACCUGCGAAUGCACCCACCUCAGCAGCUUUGCCGUCCUCAUGGCCCACGACGACGUGCAGUCCCAGGAGGAGGAUCCCAUGCUGGUUGUGAUCACGUACCUGGGGCUGGGCCUCUCUCUGCUGUGCCUCCUCCUGGCAGCCCUCACCUUCCUGCUGUGCAAAGCCAUCCAGAACACCAGCACCUCACUCCACCUGCACCUCUCAAUCUGCCUCUUCCUGGCCCACCUGCUCUUCCUCACAGCCAUCAACCAGACCAAGAUCAAGGUGCUGUGCGGCAUCAUCGCGGGGGCCUUACACUAUCUCUACCUGGCCGCCUUCACCUGGAUGCUGCUGGAGGGUCUGCACCUCUUCCUGACUGCACGCAACCUGACGGUGGUCAACUACUCCGGGCUGAACAGGUUCAUGAAGUGGCUCAUGUUCCCUGUGGGCUAUGGAGUCCCGGCUCUAAUUGUGGCCAUUUCUGCUGCAUCCAGACCUCACCUUUAUGGAACAGCCACCCGAUGCUGGCUCCACACAGACAAAGGAUUUAUAUGGACCUUCCUUGGCCCGGUCUGCACCAUCUUCUCUAUUAAUUUGGUUUUCUUUCUGAUGACCUUCUGGAUUGUGAAAAGCAAGCUCUCUUCACUCAACAGAGAUGUGUCGACCCUCCGGAACACCAGGAUGCUGACAUUUAAGGCAACCGCUCAGCUCCUCAUCCUGGGCUGCACGUGGUGUCUGGGCAUCCUGCAGGUGGGGCCAGCUGCCCACGUCAUGGCUUACCUCUUCACCAUCAUCAACAGCCUACAGGGCGUCUUCAUCUUCCUGGUCUACUGCCUCCUCAGCCAGCAGGUCCGGGAGCAGUACAGGAAAUGGUUCAGAGGGGCCAGAAAAUCCAAAGCCGAAUCUGAGAAGUACACACUCUCAAGUGGGACCAUGUCUGAUGCCUCCAAGCACAGUGUGGAGAAUUAUAAUGAACAGCUAACCCUGGAGAACUUGUCUCUUAGAAAAUGAAGAAAACAUGGAACUGUCAUCUUUUGGGCAAAGACUUAUAUUAAAAAUGCAUUCUCAUGUUUGUUACAAAUAACUCUUCUUGGCACCCCUGUGGCAGAAAGUGGGAAACCUUUGUCAUGCAGAUGCUGGAGAAUUUCGGUUUUCUGGUACAUACAACAUGCUCAUCUCCUUCCCUGUAUAAUCAGGAGCUCUAAUCGAAUACCCCAGGAGAAACCUCCUUUUCCAAAAAAAAGUCUUCCUCAGGUUGAUGAUAUAUAACAAGGAAAAACAACCUCAAAGGACUUCCCUAAAAUAACAUAGGAGAGGAAAGUAAUAUCCAAAUACUUGCCUGUAGAGUAAGCAACUAAUUCCAGUUGCCCAAGACUUUCCUGAUUUUAGUGCUGACAGUAUUACUACCCAAGAAACAUUUUGGUUACAGGCAAAGUAGACCAGUUGGACUCCAUACAUACAGACAUACAUGCCUCAACUUCUUCUCUCUCAAUUUCUGAAGCCCUACUGAUUUAUUCAUUCCAAAAUCAUGUGUUGAAUAAAAAAAAUCCAGUUCCCGAUUUCACAGAGUUUAAAUGUGGAAAAGAAGUUUCAUCAGAUGGAGUAAAAUCAGAAAUAUGAGACUCGAGUCUCUGCAUCUUUACAUUUUAUAAGUUGAGCUGUGGGAAAAGGGGCAGAUUGAUAUAGCACAUUUAUAUGUAACAUAAUAUUUCAUCCUUACCAUGCAGUCUAGGCAGGAUCUUAACCUAGAGUAGUUCCCCCUACAAGACAUUCCUUGUAGGCUCCCCCCCACCACCAAUUUUGUAACAUUUUGAACAUCAAAUAACUGUACAUGAUUAUACUAUUUUAGAUAAACAUAUUCAUUUGUCCAUAGUGAUACCUAGAAGAUCAGUUAACAGAUGUAGAAAAUAUGAUAAAAUUAAAAGAGCAUGAGUCUUUCAAUAUCCCAUAAAUAGCCACUAAAAGCAUUCAGUGAAUGGGUGUUGGAGAACAGGUUGGAACCACAGCACCAAAGAAUCAUUUCCCAAGUCACCGAUUAAUUACAAGGGCCAGAGUGCCCAUUUGCAACAUGGAGAUCUGAUGGCCACCAUCUGAAUUAAUGCUCAGGCUUAAUUACAUCAAUCAUGAACAAACUGACAUUAGAUAUAGCAGAAGAUACAUACAUUCCAUUGUUGAAGUUACAACAUCCCAUUUUUAGUACAUAAAAAAUUGAAAAGUAACUCAGCCUUUAGAGAGAGGACAACCAAACUAUAGCAUGCAGGCCAAAUCCAGGGAACUGCCUGUGUUUGUUAAUUAAGUUUUAUUGGAAAAUUGAUGUAUUGUCUAUGGCUGCUUUCAUUUUUUUAUUAAAAACUUUUUUAAAUU